Molecule: messenger RNA, 2352 nt
Organism: Lathyrus sativus (Indian pea)
Lineage: Eukaryota; Viridiplantae; Streptophyta; Magnoliopsida; Fabales; Fabaceae
Source: the annotation of a GenBank genome assembly
AUGGCUGAACAAAGCUAUAGAUACGAUGUGUUUAUCAGUUUCAGAGGCUGUGACACACGCAACACCUUUGUUGAUCAUCUCUACGCUCAUCUCAACAGAAAAGGUAUUUUCACUUUCAAAGAUGAUGCACAACUCAACAAAGGUCAUUCUAUUUCAACUCAACUUCAACUCGCAAUUCAACAAUCACGAAUUUCCAUCAUUAUCUUCUCUAAAGACUAUGCUUCAUCAACAUGGUGUUUGGAUGAAAUGGCUACAAUUGCUGAUUGCCAUACCCAAUCCAAACAAACUGUUUUUCCUGUUUUCUAUGAUGUUGAUCCAUCUCAUGUACGAAAACAGAAUGGUUUUUAUAAGGAUGCCUUUGCUUUACACUCACAACAACAAUCCCGAAACAAGGUUCAUUGCUGGAAGAAUGCUAUGACCUCUUUGGCUGGAUCUGCUGGUUGGGAUGUCAGAAACAAGCCUCAGUUUGAAGAGAUUGAAAAAAUUGUUCAAGAUGUAAUAAAUUCGCUGGGUCAUAAAUUCUCGGGUAUUGUGGAUGACCUUGUUGGAAUACAACCUCGUGUAGAAGCCUUAGAAAGGAUUUUGAAGUUAAGGUCAGGAGAUUGUGGUUUUCGCGUUUUAGGAAUCCGGGGGAUGGGUGGAAUAGGAAAGACAACUCUUGCGACGGUCUUGUAUGACCGAAUCUCAUAUCAGUUUCAAGCUUCUUGCUUUAUUGAGAACGUUAGCAAAAUUUAUAGAGAUGGCGGUUGUGUUGCUGUGCAGAAACAAAUUAUUUGUCAAACUUUAAGAGAAAGGAAUCUAAAAGCUUACAGUCGUUCUGAAAUAUCCGGGAUUUUAAGAAGUAGACUAAACAACAUAAAGGUCCUUGUAGUUCUUGACGAUAUUGAUCAAAUUGAGCAAUUACAGGAAUUGCAUAUAAAUCCCAAAUUGCUUUGCGGAGGAAGUAGAAUAAUCAUAACCACUAGAGACGAGCAUAUUCUUAAAGAGUAUGGGGCAGAUGAAGUUUACGAGGCUCAGUUGAUGACCGAUGGUGAAGCUCUCAACCUUAUGCAUAGAAAAGCCUUCAAAAGUGAUAAUUCAAGCAGUACUUUUUCGGAGCUGAUUCCUCAGGUACUAAAAUAUGCUGAAGGUCUUCCAUUAGCAAUUAGAGUAAUUGGUUCUUUCUUGUGUACCCGAACUGCUACACAGUGGAGAGCUGCCUUGGAUGGAUUGCAGAAGAAUCCAUUGGGCAAUAGAGUAAUGAAAGUGCUUCAGAUAAGUUUUGAGGGACUAGAUCUAAGAGAGAAAGAAAUUUUUCUGCAUAUUGCUUGUUUCUUUAAAGGGGACAAGGUGGAUUAUGUCAGGGGAGUUCUAGAUGCUUGUGGAUUGCACCCUGAUAUUGGAAUUCCACUUAUUGUCGAAAAAUCCCUCGUAACAAUUAGAAACACGGAAAUUCAUAUGCAUGGAAUGUUGCAAGAGUUGGGGAAGCAAAUUGUUCAGGGACAACAUCCCUACGACCCAGUGUUCUGGAGUAGAUUGUGGCUUUACCGGGAUUUCCAUCGCGUGGCCAUGACAGAACCGAAAGCACCAAUAGAAACGAAAGCCAUAGUUCUAGAUCAAAAGGAGGAUGGCUUCGAUUUCAAUCCGUUGAGGGGUGAAGAUCUAUCAAAAUUCGGGCACCUGAAACUGCUCAUAUUGUGUCAAAAGAAUUUUUCAGGGAAUCCUGUAUUUCUUUCUAAUUCUCUAUGUUAUCUUUCGUGGAAUGGUUAUCCUUUCCCUUCUCUGCCUUCAAAUAUUCAGCUACAUGACCUCGUUGAAUUGAAUAUGCCUGGCAGCAACAUCAAGCGAUUGUGGGAAGGCGAACAGCGACUACCUUGUUUGAAAAGGAUGGAUCUGAGCAACUCCAAAUAUCUCAUGGUAACUCCAAAAUUUGAAGGGAUCCCAAAUCUUGAGCGAAUAGAUUUUACAGGAUGCAUAAACCUGUCCCAGGUGCAUCCGUCAGUUGGACUUCUUACAGAACUUGUAUUCUUGAGUUUGCAGAACUGCACCCGUCUGACCAGCCUUGAUUUCGGUGUAUCAAGAGUAUGGUCUCUCAGAGUUCUGCGUCUCUCUGGUUGCGUACAAUUGGAAAAAACUCCAGAUUUCACAGGAGCAUCAAAUCUUGAGUAUCUUGAUAUGGAUCAAUGUAAAAGUUUAUCUAAGAUCCAUAAAUCUAUUGGGGCUCUAACAAAGCUUAGAUUCUUAAGUUUCAGAGACUGCACAAAGUUGUUUCCAAAUCCUAACAUCUUUGAUACUAUGAUAGGGGUGGCAAAAUGGAUGGAUUGGAUGGAUAUGGAUUGGAUUGCUAAUGGAUGGAUUAAAACAAUCCAUUAG